This is a messenger RNA of Seriola dumerili (greater amberjack), 3372 nucleotides long. Its product is annotated as phosphoinositide 3-kinase regulatory subunit 5-like. Gene Ontology annotation, molecular function: 1-phosphatidylinositol-3-kinase regulator activity. Lineage: Eukaryota; Metazoa; Chordata; Actinopteri; Carangiformes; Carangidae. Bases 260 to 2902 code for a protein of 880 amino acids. The transcript has 17 exons. Gene Ontology annotation, biological process: positive regulation of MAP kinase activity; G protein-coupled receptor signaling pathway. The record is from RefSeq and is a predicted model, not a curated record. Gene Ontology annotation, cellular component: phosphatidylinositol 3-kinase complex, class IB.
UCUCCGUCCUGACGUCUUCUUUUCUCUGGACAUUUGUGCGCGAGAGUCUUUUUUUUCUCUCUCUUUUAUUUCUGGGACAGGAACAACAAUGGUUAUAAAGCGUUGGCAACAGCAGUAACAGGAAGUUUGGACUACUGAAGAGACAUAAUGAAUUGGUUCCCCGGAGCACAAUAACAGGCUGUAAUUCUUGUUUUGUUUUGUUAUUAUUUUUGGGGACUUCCUGUUGGUUUAUCUUCUGUAUUUGUCCGUGGAUGUUGUGAUGCCUCUGCAGAAGAUGGAGCACAGCUCGUGCACGGAGGAUCGUAUCCAGCAUGUCCUCGAGCGUUGCCUCUGCGACCUGGGGCUCAACACUCCUGACAAAGAGCUCUGGAACGCUGGCCUGUGCAUUAACCGCUGGUGUUUGGAGGAACUUGUGAAGAGAGAUCCCCACAACUUCCUCAUCCUUCUACAGAAAAUACUGAGGAAAACAAAAGAGGUGCUAGAGCAGUGUCGGUAUGAACUGGUGGUGCCCCUCUCUCUCCUCUUCUCUUCAACCCUGCUAAAAGCUCCUCACGUGGCUCCAGACAGUGGCGUCCUGCAGGAGGCCUACCUGUUGUUCCAUAGUUUCCUGUCCUGGCCUGAGCCCUGCUGCUCUGCCAGUAAACGCCUGCUACAUAUCAUCCAGCAGGAGCUCAGAGCACCAGGUAUUUCAUUUCAAAGACUGGUGAGGACGGAGCAGGGGUCCUCCCCCGAGGUUCACAGCUCUAAAACCGUGACGGUGCUGUUGGUGAACCCAGAUGAGGACGUCCCUCCAGAGGUGCAGUCUGUCUCCGAGAAGCUGAGUAGCACCCAGCCCUGCAACAGAGAUGUCACCGUCACCCUCAUCCGGCACGGCUUUCAGGCUGCUCUGGGCACCAAACACGACCUGCAGGCACUAAACACUACCCUGCAGACGAAGCGGCCCGAGGAGCUGGAGCAGCUCCUGGAGGAAGUGACUGAGAGCAUGGAGAUCGCAGCCUCCUCAGCAGAUCUCUGCGCGGCGAGACGGGGUCUAACGAACAGCUUGGAGAGGCUUAGAGAAAGCUUUGGUGUUCCUGUUCCUGCCGAUGGCUGUCCAGACACGGGGGCUGUGGAAACUUUCAUGCUGCCUCUCCCCAAAUGUCACACAUGUUCUUGGGAGAACGACAACUUUGAUAUUCUGAACAACGUCCUCACAAGUGAGUCGGACGUGGAUUCAACUGAAGACUGUUUCCUGAAAUCAGAAAUCGAAGAGGAUUAUAACAACGACACCAGCGUGGAUGAGGAAGACGAGCUGGAGGGAAACAAAGGGGACGACGACUUUCAAAACCACCGCAUCUCCACAGCAUCUUCUUCCUCCAGGGACUCCGGCUACUCCCUCUCCUCCAGCUGGUCUGUGCCGUCCGCCUCAUCGGGUGUGGAAAGUGACUUCAGUGGACUUGAGGACACGGUGCAUGAGGACACGGAGGAGGGACAAGACAGCCAACCAAAACCCAGAAAGAAACCCAAGAAGAAGUCCAGAUCCAUGUUAGGCGUGGACCGCCUCUCCAUGCUUUUCAAGAAUCCCCGCAGCCCGAGCGUCUGCCGCCGCGUCCAGAGCAUGGGCUACCGUAGUGAUUUCACCAAAGACCUUCAAAGGACCGGGUCGAUGCUCAAACACGCCAGGUCCAGACAGGUCCACCCUCUGCAGGCGUCCACUGCCGCCUUAGACCCCCUCUCCCCCCAGAAGCACAUGUGUGUCCGCAGGAGGCCGAUCCUGAGCUGCGACGAGGGCGAUGUGGCAGAGGCGCCUACCCUGGUCAAGGUGGUGGUGUUUGGAGGCGACAAAGAGGCCGGCAGGUUAGCCAGGGCGUACAGCGACCUGCAGCAGAAAGAGAGGAAAUGUCCCCGACUCACCAAGACGUGCAAGCUGCAGUUUUAUUUUGUACCCACCAAGAGACGAACAACAGGAAGCCCAGGACACACACCAACUGAGGGGCAGACAGGAAGUUCAAGCAGAGCCGCAGCGUCCGUGGUGAGAACAUGCGAGUCUAAUGAGCUGGUGGUGGAGGACAGUAACACACACAUCGCCCAGAUGUUGGGGAUGAUGGAUCCCUGGUACGAGCGGAACGUCCUCAGUCUGCUCAGUUUGUCCUCCGACGUCCUUUGUCAGACUGCCUGUAAGGAGGGGGGUGUCUCAGAGGGCGGUGGCAGCGUGGAGCGUCUCCCCCUGCUGGCCGACAUGGUGCUUUAUUACUGCAGACAUGCAGACCAGCCCGUCCUGGUGCAGCUCUACCAGGCUGAGCUGACCCUGGCAGGAGGGGAGAGGAGACGGGAAGUGUUCAUUCGCUCUCUGGAGCUCGGGCACUCCGCUGGAACCAGAGCUGUUAAAGCCAUGGGUGCAGCCAGCAAAAGGUUUGGAAUCAAUGAGGAACGAGAGGCUGUCCCUUUAACACUAAGUGUUGCCUACAACAAGGUGGCUGUUAGUGGGAGGAGCCAGUGGAUCGAGGCGGAGAUCGACUGCACAUCAAUUAAUCUUUACAAAGCCUGCAGGAAGCCGGAGCAUCUGUGUGACGAUUCAAGAAUAGAAAGUCUGCAGCUGACAAUCACAGAGGUCCUGAAGAGGCAGUGCUCCAAGUCUAAAAAGUGCCACAACCAGCACAUCUCGAUCUCAGAGGCGAAGGUGGACAAGGUGCAGGUGAACGGUGGAGACGACGGGACGACUUUUGCCGUGUGUCUGGAUCAGGAUGAGAAGAAGUUCAUCCAGAGUGUGACCAGGUGUGAGGUGUCUCUGUGCUGUAAACCAGGAAGCAGCUCAGACUGGAGGUCCUACAAGCCUUUACCAGGCCAAGUCCAGCCUCUGCACCCGUCCUACUGCUCUCUGCUCUGCCUUCCCAUCACCUCGUUCUCUGCCUCGUAUUCCUGACACACUUACACGCGUCAUAUGUUACUUAACACAUGGAUGUUUAAACCGAAGCAGCACGGGAUGCAGAACAAAGAUACUGAGUAACACCUGAAAAUGAAAGGGCUGCGCGGUACUAACGAGGGUGACACUUAUUCACCCACCUGCCGUAUUUUACUGGUUUGUCCCGUAGCCAACAUCAAGCUGUGUCACACUGUUUCCAGCUUUCUCCUCUACUGUCCGUCUUACUGUGCAUUAACUGAUGUUGUUGUUCUUGCGUGGAGGAUUUUCUCAGGGUCAGAUCACUUGUCAAAUAUGUCAAUUAUCCGCUGUCAGCAGCAUAAAACUGAUUACUUGAUUACUAUUGUGUACGUUGUAUUGAUCCAUGACUCUUUGUUAAAGAAAUGUGUAAUAAAAUGAGCUAUUUAUUUUAAAGUGAUAGCAGUUCAAAUACAUUUUUAUAUGUUUUUAAAAUUGCUUUUUAUUGUUUUCUU